Molecule: messenger RNA, 420 nt
Organism: Dioszegia hungarica
Lineage: Eukaryota; Fungi; Basidiomycota; Tremellomycetes; Tremellales; Bulleribasidiaceae
Exons: 4
Coding region: 1-420 (139 amino acids)
Biological process (GO): DNA-templated transcription; termination of RNA polymerase I transcription
Cellular component (GO): RNA polymerase I complex
Molecular function (GO): zinc ion binding; DNA-directed RNA polymerase activity; nucleic acid binding
Source: RefSeq, a predicted model, not a curated record
AUGUCCGGCAUAGCAUCAUCUUCCCGCCCCCAAUCGAAAGCCCAGCGGAUAGGCUCGCUCCUCUUUUGUCCCGUAUGCGGCACGCUCCUUGACCUCCCCGCGGACGACAAGGACGAUAUCGAGUGCCAUCAAUGCGGCCGGUCUGAGCCUGCUUCAUCGUACGAAAACAACCCCACCAAGACUUACUCCUCACCUAAUGCUUUCCCAAGUCAACUCCGGGCCAAGCGCGCGUUGGUGCAAAAUACCCAGACAGGCGGCGAGGCAGCCAAAGACAGAGAUCCAAUUGCGCAAGAAAAAUGUCAAAAGUGUGGGCAUAUAGGGUUGAGUUAUAAGGAGAUGCAAUUGCGGUCGGCGGAUGAAGGUAGUACGAUCUUCUACAAGUGUAUGAGCUGUGGAGAUCAGACUUCUACCAACAACUAG